UGUGCGGACCGCUUCAAUGAAACGACAACAAUUCAUUAAAACAAUAAAACAGCGUUAGAACGUUGUAAAUUUUAAAAAUAGUUUUGAUCAUCCACGCUAUUAAUACACUAAUGGUCGUGGUCUUAUCAGUGUGAAAUUGAAUUACAAUAUUGAAACUCGCAGCUCACGUUAUUUGAAUUUAUACCGCAUUUGAUUGUAGUCGCGAGCGUUUGAGUUAUCCAUAUGCACUAUUGAUUUUCCGUUCGUCGUCUAAUAGGAAACUAAAAUGUCAACUAGGAACCACAACACUGCAACUGUGGUCAACAUAAAACAGCUCGACGGCAAAGUGCAAAACAUCCUCAGGGAAGCGGUGGAAGCGCGCAGUUUCGCGUACGCCCCCUAUAGCAACUUCCAAGUGGGGGCGGCGCUUCAAUGCGAGGAUGGCACCCUCUACAGAGGCUGCAACGUCGAAAACAGCUCGUUCACCGUAGGCACCUGCGCAGAACGUAACGCCUAUUUCAAAGCCAUCUCGGAAGGACAAAGAAAGUUCAAGGCGAUUGCCGUCAUCGCCUAUCAGGAGAAGGUCUUCACGAUGCCGUGCGGCGCUUGCAGACAACUGAUGGCGGAGUUUGGAAAUUUGGAUGUGUACAUCGCGAAGCCGGAACUCUGCGAUGUUAUGGUGACAUCGCUAAACGAACUGCUUCCUUUCGGAUUCGUUACUGACAAUUACAAGUUUACAUGAGACUACAUCAGGUCAAUAGGAUACUGGUUAUGAUAAAUGCUGUUUGUACCUUAUAACAAUUUUUUAAGAGUAAUUAAAAGUUAUUGAAUACUAA
Molecule: messenger RNA, 815 nt
Organism: Aethina tumida (small hive beetle)
Lineage: Eukaryota; Metazoa; Arthropoda; Insecta; Coleoptera; Nitidulidae
Product: cytidine deaminase
Exons: 2
Coding region: 266-721 (151 amino acids)
Cellular component (GO): cytosol
Molecular function (GO): cytidine deaminase activity; zinc ion binding
Source: RefSeq, a predicted model, not a curated record